GCAAAUUUAGACGAAAAUAUGAAAUAUCUUCUACUAUUGGAAUUUACUAUAAAUUCUUUCCAAAUAACCGGAAUUGUUUAUGAACUUUUGAUGUCCGAACCAAAUCUAAUGCUUAUAUUUCAACUGACUUAUUUAAGCUGUAUGGUACUUCAAAUUUUCAUGUUGGCCUGGCACGCCAACGAAGUUACUAUACAGAGCACCGAAGUGGCGCACGCCGUUUUCGAUUGCGAAUGGUACGAUUUACCGAAAACGAUAAAGGAAAUGUUGGUUUUCAUAAUUUUGCGAUCCCAAAAACCGCUCACUAUAUCCGUGGGACCAUUUUUCAUACUCACAAAUGCCACAGCAGUUACGUCCAUGAAAGCGGCGUAUUCUUACUUGGCGGUUUUGACUAACAGUAGAGGAUAA
Diorhabda carinulata is the source of this 405-nucleotide messenger RNA. RefSeq names its product odorant receptor 49b-like. The transcript is spliced from 4 exons. Gene Ontology annotation, molecular function: odorant binding; olfactory receptor activity. The record is from RefSeq and is a predicted model, not a curated record. Gene Ontology annotation, biological process: sensory perception of smell; detection of chemical stimulus involved in sensory perception of smell. Gene Ontology annotation, cellular component: plasma membrane. The coding region runs from base 19 to 405 and encodes 128 amino acids. NCBI's taxonomy places the organism in Eukaryota, Metazoa, Arthropoda, Insecta, Coleoptera, Chrysomelidae.